GUUGUUUUUUUCUUUUGUUUGUUUUUUUUUUCCUUCGAAUGUAAGAACACUAGAUCAGGUGUUAAUCACGUUAAGAUACUGAUGAAAUGAUGCCUUGUUUCCAUGUCUUAUGCUUUGGUGUUCUCCUGAGACUUCAAUUUGGAAUGGAAAAAUGGGAUAGGUAGUGUGGUACCAGACGGAGCGACUGUGUUUUACUCAUUAUCUUAGUUGACUUGUAUCUCUCUCUACUCUAAUUCUAUUUUGAAAAUCAUGGAAAAAAGGCUUUUCCAAAGACCCAAACUUGGAGGGUUACAAAACGGGAUUUUCUUGUUUUUCCGUCUUCAUGGAAAAGAAAGGGAACGAAAACAAUGAAAAGGGAACGAGGAAGAAAACAUGAAGUUUUUGGGGAGAAUUCUUCGGACAUUUAUAUGGAAAUGAUUUUUGUUUUUUUUAAUAUAUAAAUGAACAGAGCUGAUUGCUAGGAUUUAUUUUUUCCAAACAGAGCCUAACCUCGGUUUUCCGGGCGGAAAAACGUGGAGAAAGGAAAAAGAAAAGAAGAGAAACGUAAAGGGUAGGGACGAAAAGAACAGGAAAAAUCAAUGCAAGGAAAGAAUCAAAGGGCGAUGAGAGAAGCGGGUCCGUCCAAAAAUCGCCCGCUUCAACCUCCUGAAUAAAAACAAAAGAAAAGCCUCUCUUUGGUUCGCUCUCUGCCCCGGAUUCCAAUACUCGUUCUUCAGAAUCUUCGAAAUCCCUUUCCGAGCAUUUUCUUCAUUAUCUUGGGAAAAUUUUCAAAUGGGUGUCUCUGAAUUUCAUUCAAUUCAAAUGGGUUUGCCUCAAAAUCUAACAUGAGUUGGUGGAGUCGGUAAUAGAUUGAGCUGCUGAGAUUAUUGCCUCCAGAAUAUGGCAGUAAAAUAUGGUUCUUCUCCAUUUUCUUGUGUCUCGACUUCUCUUUCUUCACCUUUUCACUCCAAGAGGAUUUUCCAGCUGAGCUCAUCACGGAGAUCAAAUAACAGAUAUCAAGAUGAUGUGCAGCUGAUGAGAAAUACUGAAGUUAUGGAGCCAUAUCACGUCAUACAUGGAAUGUUCAAUGUAAAAAGAAGGUUUCCGAAGAGGCAAGCUAUUCUAUUUGCUACUUCUGAAGAUCAAUCUCCUUCAGAUGAACUCAAACCAGAUACUUCAGAGCAAGAAGAGUACCAUCCUAAUGCUGAAGGCAUCCCUUCUGCGAGCAUUACAUAUUUCCAUUCAGAGGGUACUGGUGGAAAACCAGGUUUGAUCUCAUUUUACAAUCGUCCAUACAAAAGAGCGGAUGAAGAUCUUAUAUCUGGUCCACCAAGGAAUCAGAACAACCUGCUAUGGUUCAUUGGUCCUUCUAUCCUGGUAGCCUCUUUCAUUUUCCCUUCGCUUUAUCUGCGCAGAAUACUUUCAACUGUAUUUGAGGAUUCUCUUUUAACAGAUUUUCUCAUAUUGUUCUUUACGGAAGCCCUCUUCUACUGUGGUGUUGCGGUUUUUCUUCUGCUAAUAGACCGUUUACGGAGGUCUCUUGAGCCAGUUUCUGAUACAAAUAGCCACAGAAUCCCAGCUCCUCAGUUGGGGCACCGAAUCGCUUCUGGUGCUGCCUUGGUGCUUAGUCUUAUAAUUCCUAUGGUGACCAUGGGUUUGGUCUGGCCGUGGACUGGCCCUGCAGCUUCUGCUACUCUUGCUCCAUACCUGGUUGGUAUUGUUGUCCAGUUUGCUUUUGAGCAGUACGCAAGAUAUAUAAAGUCACCAUCGUGGCCAGUAAUUCCGGUUGUCUUUCAAGUUUAUAGAUUACACCAACUUAAUAGAGCAGCACAAUUGGUGACAGCCCUGUCAUUCACGGUGAGGGGAGCUGAGAUGACCACACACAACUUGGCAAUAAACAGUUCACUGGGCACACUUUUGAAUGUCCUUCAAUUCCUUGGGGUCAUCUGCAUUUGGUCUCUCUCCAGCUUCCUCAUGAGGUUUUUCCCUUCUGCUACAAUGACUCAGCAAUGAUCUUGAAUUUUCUGAAAAACCUUUGUUGGUUUUUCUGCUCUGGUGGAAUUCUGAAACUACAUGUGUAUUGAAGCAUUCUUCUCUAAAGCAUAUCAAAAGGUCAUUGCAGGACAUGGAGAAGGAAUAUUCUAACUGCAGUAGGGACUCUAAUGAAAACCACUUUGCUGCUUGGCUGGGACUGAUUUUCCAAUAGCAUGGCUGGAAUGCUGGACAUCAUUCAGCUUAUUAAAAGCAUCAUCUCUUGUUAAUGCUUUAGAUUGUUCCUUUAACGAUCAAUGAUCUUCUUGCAGUGGCUUAGCAAGGUUAAAGCACAGAGAAAACCACUGAAAUUUAGGAUCUAUAUGCUCCUUUGGUUGCUCAUUUUCUUCUGUUAUUAAUUUUUUCUAUCCCUUCUGGAUACCACAAUAAGUCUCCAAUCAAUAACAGGUUUACAUUAGAAUCA
Molecule: messenger RNA, 2434 nt
Organism: Vitis vinifera (wine grape)
Lineage: Eukaryota; Viridiplantae; Streptophyta; Magnoliopsida; Vitales; Vitaceae
Exons: 6
Coding region: 880-1992 (370 amino acids)
Cellular component (GO): chloroplast
Source: RefSeq, a predicted model, not a curated record